This is a messenger RNA of Drosophila eugracilis, 1233 nucleotides long. It is a transcript of the gene YL-1, whose product is annotated as vacuolar protein sorting-associated protein 72 homolog. The transcript is spliced from 4 exons. The record is from RefSeq and is a predicted model, not a curated record. Gene Ontology annotation, biological process: chromatin remodeling; regulation of DNA-templated transcription. NCBI's taxonomy places the organism in Eukaryota, Metazoa, Arthropoda, Insecta, Diptera, Drosophilidae. Gene Ontology annotation, molecular function: ATP-dependent H2AZ histone chaperone activity. Gene Ontology annotation, cellular component: nucleus. Bases 115 to 1170 code for a protein of 351 amino acids.
UAUCCCGCCUUGGGCACACUGCUCGGAUUGUUUACAUUCAUAAUUUAGCAAAACAUCUUCAAAUUUAUUAGUAUCGACAUUUUUAAAGAGUUUUAAGAUCUUAACAAAAGAAAAAUGGCUGCCUCACGUUCCCGGCGCAACAAUGCUGGCAACAAAAUAGCGCAUUUGCUGAAUGAAGAAGAGGAAGACGACUUUUACAAAACAUCAUAUGGCGGAUUCCAGGACGAAGAAGAGGAUAAGGAAUACGAACAAAAGGACGAAGAAGAGGAUGUAGUGGACUCAGACUUUAGUAUUGAUGAGCAAGAUGAGCCCAUUUCCGAUCAGGAAGAGGCUCCCGACAAGAAGCGAAAACGUGGAGGUGUUAACACAAAGGCUUAUAAGGAAACCAAGCCAGCAGUCAAGAAAGAUGCAAAGGUCGUACCCUCCUUGCACAAAAAACGAGGCGGUGGUGGAGUGGUUAAGCGUCGUGUACGCCCCCGUUUUACGGUCCUUGAUUCUGGCCGAAAGUCCAUACGCACUUCGACGGCCAUCAAGACGCAGGCUACCAAAAUCCGUCUCAAGGAGUUGGACGAUGCCCGCAAGCGCAAAAAGAAGAAGGUCCGUGUGGAGGACUAUAUGCCAACGCAGGAGGAACUAUUGGAGGAGGCUAAGAUUACCGAAGAGGAAAACAUUAAAUCUCUUGAGAAGUUCCAAAAAAUGGAGUUAGAAAAGAAGAAAUCCCGUCCCACCAAGCGCACCUUUACUGGGCCCACUAUAAGGUACCAUUCACUGACCAUGCCGGCGAUGCGAAAGCCCACUCGUGGAGCCAGUAUUCCAAACGACUUAAAAGAUCACACUGGAAAGUGUGAGCGCACUUUCGUCACUAUCGAAAACGAUUUCAAUGACAAGGCGUUCCAGAAUAUUUUUCAACAUAAGCCGGCACCCAAAGUCAGUAAUGGCAUCUGUCCGAUCACCAGGUUGCCAGCCCGCUAUUUCGAUCCUGUUACCCAGCAGCCGUACUACAGCAUCCAGGCCUUUAAGAUUCUUCGUGAAGCAUAUUACAUGCAGCUAGAGCAGCAAGGAAGCGGCAGUGAACAGCCAGAGUUGGCUAAGUGGUUGGAGUGGCGAAAGUUGGUCAAGGAGAAUCGGCUAAAGGCUUCAGCAGCUGUCAGCAAAAAGGAACUCAACUAAAACUGCUAGUAAUAAAUAAGUUUGAAAAGGUAUAUAAUAAAUAAAUAAUAAAAAACAACAACA